This is a messenger RNA of Esox lucius (northern pike), 1934 nucleotides long. Its product is annotated as phospholipase A and acyltransferase 3. Gene Ontology annotation, cellular component: cytoplasm. Gene Ontology annotation, molecular function: A2-type glycerophospholipase activity; glycerophospholipid phospholipase A1 activity. The transcript is spliced from 5 exons. Bases 191 to 697 code for a protein of 168 amino acids. Gene Ontology annotation, biological process: N-acylphosphatidylethanolamine metabolic process. The record is from RefSeq and is a predicted model, not a curated record. Lineage: Eukaryota; Metazoa; Chordata; Actinopteri; Esociformes; Esocidae.
UCGUACCUCUGCUACACCCUUGACAAUAACAUUUGUAAUUAUACCACAUUCACUCCCAUUUAUGUUACAACCCUGAAGGCAAAUAGAUGGUGAAACAUUGUUGGUUUGGCCAGUAGGUUAUACUGUAUGACUGGAAGCUUAAACAGUUUGAAUAUUUGUGUAGUCUGAAGAAGAAGGGAAAAAAGCAACUAUGGCUCUAACAUUGGAUGAUAAAAAGCCGAAGCCAGGGGAUAUGAUAGAGAUAUUCAGACCGGGCUACAUGCACUGGGCAUUAUACAUUGGUAAUGAUCUUGUCAUUCACCUGGCCCCACCCUCUGAGCUGCCUGGAGCUGGGUUCAACAGCAAAGGGUCUGUGUACAGCAGCAAGGCAAAGGUAAAGAUGGAGAAGAUCUGGGUUGUGGUGGGGGAUGAUCAAUGGCGUGUCAACAACCAGCUGGAUGACAAGUACCAGGUCCGACCCAUCCAUGAAAUACUGAGGGAUGCCCAGGGUUAUGUAAACACAGUGCUACCCUACUGCUUGUUCAGUCAGAACUGUGAGCACUUUGUCACUGAGGUGCGAUACGGGAAGGCUGAGUCCCGACAGGUUCGGCAGGCUGUGGCAAGCAGCGCCUUAGCGGGCUUGGGUCUUAUCCUUGCUGGCGCUGUGGCGGCUUUCAUCAGAGGUGGAAGCGAAACGAACAAAAAUGAUGAAUACUAAUAUCCUAUGAUCACCUGGGACAACUUAAAGGGCUAAUAAUACUGAUAAGCCUACUUUAAAUCAAUCAUGUACAAAAUCAAAUGUACUAAUGUAUAACCCAAGCAACUAACAGAAUUGCAUUAAUAGCUUACAGAAAACAAGGACAUGUGUAAUGUGCAAAAGUAGUAAAGUAUAGAACCUGUAUGCCUCCAUAUACAUACAGGCUGCUAGAAAAAGCUAGAUUGUUUAACAUUAUAUACAUCAAUACACUUUAAUGCUGCUUUCUAAUGACUAUCAAAAAUAAUACUUGAACAAAAUGUAUCCGUAUUAUCCAAUCAAUGUUUCAUUUUCUAAAUUUAAAGAUGUUACACUGAAAGCUUCAACGUGCUUGUGUCCAGUGUCCAUUUUAAAUAAUAAUAAUACAUUAUAUUAAUUUCACUAAAGGCAUUGAAGCUCCUGAAAUGUUUGUGUCACAUUCAGUAUUUCUUCACCUCUGCUUUAUGUGCACAUUUUUGUGGUAUCAUUCCCUUCAUUUUUCUCAUGAUUUCUCAAUCGUGAUUGAUAAUGUCCAUCUUAAAUAGUGAAAUAUCUAUGCAGCAGUCUACAUGUCUUUCCUGAGUGGCAUCUUGAGUCUUUUGGACACUGUGGAAUACUCUCAUUACUGUUAUUAUUAACAGUAAUGAGAGUAUUAGCAUUACAGUAUUUGCAGUAUUAACAUGAAUAUGCCAUUAACUGUUAUUAUAAACAGUAAAGGCAUAUUAUGGCUAUUAUUCAUACCAGAAGUAAUCACACACGCAUUUCAUAUUUUACUUGUGUAAUUGAUUAAUUCUAAGUAUUAAAAUAUGCUUAUGUAGGCAUGAACCAACCAGCUACAUAACUGUUCUGUUUCAGUUAAGCAUAUUCUGUGAGAGGAUGGUGUCACGGUUGUGGAGGUAGGACUCAGGCGCAGAGGUGAAAGAGCGGUAGAGAUCCAUGGUUUUAAUGAAAAUAAACAAAACAAUAGCAGCAAACGAUAGCCAGGAUGUGACAGAUGUAUCUUGAUUAUUUACCAGUCAGGCAAGUGGGGGGGUAAUGUCUGGCUGGGACAUCUGUGGAAGGCAGAGUUGGGAAAGUUCUGGGAAAACAUUGGCUAUCUGGCAUGGGGGGUUAACUUCUAGAAACAUGAUCUGUGCUAUGUAGAAACGGCCUUAAUGUAUAAGCUAGCUGGCAACUAACAUUACAGUGAGAAGAUAAUGGAACGUUCACCGAAUGACAUCUG